Molecule: messenger RNA, 2731 nt
Organism: Pieris napi
Lineage: Eukaryota; Metazoa; Arthropoda; Insecta; Lepidoptera; Pieridae
Exons: 20
Coding region: 127-2727 (866 amino acids)
Biological process (GO): positive regulation of centriole elongation; centrosome cycle; interkinetic nuclear migration
Cellular component (GO): centriole; centrosome
Source: RefSeq, a predicted model, not a curated record
CAAUGUCAUUUUUUAAAUUUCGAAAAUGAAAACUGUUGUUUACGUUGUGAUUUGAAUCUUCAACUAUUUCAUUUAGUAACAUUUUACAGGAAUUUAGUGUUUAUUUCUUAUUUGAAUAUAUUUUUGAUGGACGAAUUACGUGGACCUACUAUCCAAAUUGUUCUUCAUGUAAAAGAAGGUUUAGGUUUUGGUUUUCUAAGAUCCCCAUUUAUCGUAAGUGGAUCUCUUAAUGGAUAUAUGUUAGAAACCGACCCAACGGUGCCGGCUCAUGCACCAGUAUUCGAUGCAGAACUUGUUUGGGAAGCUGAUAAGAGACGGUUCCGAAGCUUAAGAGUACAAAAUGUACCUGUUAAAGUGGAAGUGUAUUCAACUGGCUCUCAAGGGAGAAAAGAUAAAAUUGGUUAUUUGUUGUUAAGCCUUCUUGGUGCACAGCCCUGCCCAUCCAACAAACUAGUUAAUGUGAAACAUACAUGGCAUAAACUUCUGGGAGUAAAGUCUGAGGGCAAGUGCUGUCACCCACAACUCUUGAUGAGUCUUACCAUUGAGGACAGAGUCAGUACACCUACACCUCGGAAUGAACUAAGAAUGUUCCAUAGCAAUGAAGUAGCAUAUCCAUCAGGACAUGGGGACAAGAUCACCUCAUCUGCUAAAUCAGUCUUAUUAAGAGUUGAGGAAUACAUAGCAGAGAGCAAGAAAGUGGCGUCAUCUGUGGAUCUCCAACCAAAAUUGGUGUGCGAGGAAGGUCUCAUCCAGAUUGGCGACGGAAAUCAUUUGUUUGUUCUUAGUUUGGUGAUUGGUUCUGUGGAAAAUUUAGACCUGUUACUUCCGACUACAUUGAACGAGACUGCGUUUUACUAUGUGACCUACUCAGUGUUUACGCAUAAUAUAAUGACUGACAGGGUUUGUGCGACGUCAUCGGGUAACUCAAGCCGUGCUCAUUUCAAUCAACGUACCUCGUUACGUCUGCGGACGACUUUAUCUACGUUGGACAGAUACUUUGCAGAAUGUCCGCAUUUAGUCACCAAGAUAUGUCUCGGAGAAAAGGAUAUUGGUAUCUGUAGUAUGGAUCUUCGUAAGUUGGUACCUACAGACAAUAUAGAACAAUUUCUUUCAAACUUUUGCAAUAAUGAUAAUGCCCUAACGAUCCAUGAGCGUUGUUUUAUAUUAAGGUGUGAUGACCUCACGAGGAAUGAAUAUAGACGGCCAUAUAUGGAUGUCGAACUUAGUUUGAAGUACCAGGGGGUUAGAAGUGUCCAGAAACCAAUAUUGACAGCCCGCAGUGCGACUCAACUAAAGGUAAAUGAAAGCGAGAAGGUGCUAGUCGAAAGUGAAGAUAUUCUCUCAAUUAGCUAUCGAGUGGGAAGCUGUACCGACUUGCAAGAAGGUGUGGGCGCUGGAUAUAGUUCUAUGGGGCCCUCUAACACCUUCCGUUACACAAACGCAUCAGGAGAAGCCAUGUUACCAACGAAUGAAAUAGCAGACAUGAUUAAAAAAAUGUGUGAUUCCUUUGCGACCAGUCAAGAAAUAUUGGCUAAGAAACCGACUACUUGUGAUAUGCAGGUUCAAUGUGAUGUACAAGAUAACCAGAACAAAGCAGAACAAGAAUGUCAUAAAAAUGACUUCAAAGUAGAAGCCUCUCAAAGUGAGACGUGUAUCUCAAACAAUAAUAAGGUGUCAAGUAAUGUACAAGAUGCUGUACAUAUGUUUAUACCAGCCUUGGACCGUGAUGCGAUAAUGCAGAAAUUCGUUAACGAGUUGGAGGAUUGGAAAGAAAAACAACAGGAAUUAUAUAAAAUACAAUUAAAACGCAAAGAAGAAUACCAUUUAGAAUUGUUAGCGAAAGAAUGGGCUAAACGUCGAGUAGAACUGGAAACUAAACUCAGUAAGGGAAUAGACCAAUGUCGCCAUCUAGCGGCGGAUUUAAGUCGAGCGACUGAGGACUUUGCUCUAAGAGGACAUAGAAAUACGCAAAGGGAGAAGAAGCUACUAGAGGCGAAAAAAGCUCUAGAAGCCCACUAUACGACAAAAUACCAAGAGCUAAGAGAAGCUUCACAGAAAAUGGAAGACGACAUGAACCAUCAGUUGAAGUUAAAAGAUAUGACAAUACAGGAAUUGCAACAUACUGUACAACAUUUAGAGAAAACCGUAGAAGGUUUAAAGAUCAAUUUGAACAACGUUGAAAAAGAAGCGGAGAGUCGUUGCUCUGGUUUAACAAAAGAUCAAACUGCUAGCCUCAUUCAAGAGCUGCGAUGUCUAGAGGAGAAACUAGAAAGUGCGGUACAGUCGAAAGCAUUUUUCAAAGAACAAUGGGGUCGAGCAGUUCGUGAGCUUCAUCUUGUAAAGUUGUCAACUCGAAGACAGAUGCUUACCCAGCUCAGACAUGAGCGCCGGCAGCUUGCGGAUGUUAAUCUGGAUACAAUAAUAGAUGAAGAGGUUCCAGAAGUAAACCGGCAGGAAGAUAUGAAUAGGUUGAAGGAUGACUUUUAUGUCGAUAUCCUUGCUAAUUCACCCCCCAUCGAGUCUCAGUCACUUUUAAGUACUUCGGAACAAGAUGGCUUAGAAAUAUACGAAGAUGUAAUGAAAAUCUCACGAAAUUCAGCGAAUUCAAAACUUAGUGAAUUAAUAUCACAACGAGAACAGCUUAUACAAGGAGAUGAACCAGAUGAGACUGAAUUAAAACAUCUGAACCACGAAAUACGAAAUAUGCUUAUUAAUUGUGCCACUUAAUUUA